AUGAAUAGAUCAAUACUUCAGUUUGGUCUAAUUACAAGACUCAAUGGGUCAGUAAUUAACAAUAACAGCAUUCUCAGAGUGAAAGUUGGUCCUACACUGAUACAUAGCACCACUGCAUAUGUUCGUUGGAAUAGUUCACAGCGAGAUACCUCGGAGCGACCAAUCAAAUCCGGUUCUCAUGGAGGCUCAGUAUCCACUUCUAACUCUCCACCUGGAUCCAUAUAUCAUACAACUACAAAUAAUGGUACAACUGCUGGUACACCUACAAAUACAAAUACAGGUACAGAUAAGACUACUGUUGUGGAUGAUAGUUCUACUGCCAAACCAAGAGCUACAAGAACCAACGCGAGUUCAGACUUUACUGACGAGUCAGUUAAGUUGAAGUCUAUAAAAAACCUACCCUCGGAAGAAGAUGCUAAAAGAUCUGACCUUGCAAAAUGGGUUGGAAGUAAAAUGGAUUCGCUACAAGCGACUAUGUUUGCCGCUGGUAGAACACUCAACGAUGUCACUGGUUAUAGUUCCAUUGAAGCAUUGAAACAGUCAAUUGAAGAUCAGCAAGAAAUAUUGCGACAGUGUAGAAUCCAAGUUCGAACAGCUAAAGACGAGUAUGCAGCAGCAGUAAAUCAACGAUCCAAUUCGCAACGAGAAGUCAACGAGCUCCUACAACGAAAGCAUCAAUGGUCGAAUGACGAUUUACAGCGGUUCACGGAUCUUUAUCGCAGUGACCAUGAAAAUGAGACACGAGUAGCCCAGGCAGCACGAGCUGCAGACGAAGCAGAACGAGUAGUAGAGGAUAGUCAAUUAGAGCUGACUCGACUAAUAGCUGCUAGAUAUAGAGAAGAGCAAGUGUGGAGUGAUAAAAUCAGACGAGCCAGUACCUGGGGUACCUGGGGACUGAUGGGGUUCAACGUAGUACUCUUCCUUCUAGUUCAACUGGGACUUGAGCCCUGGAAACGAAGACGAUUAGUAGGAUCUUUUGAGGAGAAAGUGCAAAGUGCGUUAGUGAAGACUACAGCGUUGCAAGAAGAAAGACUGAAAAAUCUCGAAGAUAUGCUGUUUAGCACUGACCAACCAGGAACCCACCCUAUUGUCGAAGCAGCAGAUAGUGAUAUUCUAUCUGAUAUCCAACAGAACCCAGAACACCAGCACAACACUCCACUCUUAAAGGAAAACGGUUCGCUGACAUGGAGCAAUUUAUACACUCGAGUUCAAACGGGCUUUGAACAGUCGCAAGUGAUUCCCGUGAACUCUGUGGAAUUGGUUUCCACAGCCGGCGUCGGUGCUGUUAUAGGUAUUCUAGGCACUCUCGCAGUUCUCGCAUUCAAAUAA
Messenger RNA from Sugiyamaella lignohabitans, 1329 nucleotides. RefSeq names its product She9p (gene SHE9). NCBI's taxonomy places the organism in Eukaryota, Fungi, Ascomycota, Dipodascomycetes, Dipodascales, Trichomonascaceae. Gene Ontology annotation, cellular component: mitochondrial inner membrane. Bases 1 to 1329 code for a protein of 442 amino acids. The record is from RefSeq and is a predicted model, not a curated record. The transcript has a single exon. Gene Ontology annotation, biological process: inner mitochondrial membrane organization.